AUGCACAACCCGACUCGCAUAUAUAUAUAUAGGGGGCACGGGUCCGCUCCGCGCUGGACAGCGGACUCUGCGGCGCCAUGGCCUUCGCACAAGCGGCUGGGCGAGCAGGUGAGGGCGGCGAGCAGAGAGGGAGCGGGGCGGAAUGGAAUGGAAUGGAAUGGGAUGGGGUGGAGGGGACCGAGUCAGGCCGGGCCAGACGGCCCCAGCCGACGCUCCGCGCCCCACGACGCGAACGGGCUAUCCGCAGGUGCCGCUGCGGCGCUGGCGCUGCUGUGGCUGCUGGUUUGCGCACCGAGGGACGCCGGCUGCCGCCUCCUGACGGUGGCUGAUCUCUUCGACCGGGUGAUCCGGCACUCGGGCAGGAUCCACAGCCUCUCCACGGCGCUCUAUGCCGAGCUGGAAAAACACUUUCCUGCCCGUGACAACGAGCUGGGAAGGCCCGCUCGGAAGUGCCAUACGUCUGGGAUGCUGACCCCCAAUGGCAAAGAAUAUGCCCAAAAAAUCCCGAGAGAAGAACUAACUCAUUUGAUACUGAAGCUUUUGCAAGCCUGGAAAGAACCACUUUCCCACUUCAACCAGCACAUUGAGCACCAUCAAGAGCUACCUGAUGACAGCCUUAGCAAAGCUAAGCAAAUCAGCAAUAUGGUACAUGAGCUGAAGACUGGAGUUGAGAAAGUAACAGAAAAGAUGCAGUCAAUGGGGAUCAUCAGCAAUUCAUUACAUGGAAUUGCAUCAGCUGAAGCUGCUGGAUUAUCGAUUAGUAAUGAGGCAAACAUGAUGAGUGACUCGGACUUUAUUCACUGUUUCAGGAGAGACUCCAAUAAAGUACAAAGCUACUUAAAAAUUCUUAAAUGCAGAACUAUGCCAGAAAAUAGUUGCUGAGUUGUAAUCUCUUGACAAGUAGUCUUCAGCAUGCUGUAGAUAAAGAUGAAAGAACAGAAUUUAUAAAUGAUCACAUUUACAGUCAUUUUAAUAGGAAAGUGGUUUUGAAAUUAUUUGGUAGCUACUUGACACAGUUGACCUGUCCAGAUGAAACGUUAAAUAAAGCAUCAUGUUUGUGUGUGGAUUAACUCACCAGAUACUCCAACAGUAGACAAAUAAAUCUCCCUGCACAUUACACUGUGCCAGACUACGUUAUAGGCAAUUCACACAGUUUAGAUAUAUACACAGUUGAAAGUGAAAUUCAGUUUGUUAAACCUUGGUACAAAUACAUCUAUGUAUUAUCAAUAAAGUAUAUUU
This is a messenger RNA of Dryobates pubescens (Downy woodpecker), 1239 nucleotides long. Its product is annotated as prolactin. The transcript has 4 exons. Gene Ontology annotation, cellular component: extracellular region. The record is from RefSeq and is a predicted model, not a curated record. Gene Ontology annotation, molecular function: hormone activity. Bases 1 to 882 code for a protein of 293 amino acids. Lineage: Eukaryota; Metazoa; Chordata; Aves; Piciformes; Picidae. Gene Ontology annotation, biological process: response to nutrient levels; positive regulation of receptor signaling pathway via JAK-STAT.